AUGGGGGGCGCCGCGCGGUUGAAGGCGGGUCUGCGAGUAUCUGAGGCGCUGGGCCGGACGGAAGCUGGCCUCCUCGCCUUAGCAGGGCGCGCGCAGGUGCGCGCAGGUUUGUACAGGAUGGCAAAGCAGAAAAGAAAAGGUCCCGAAGUAACAGCAAGAAAGAGCAAAAAAGUAAAGAAGGCCUCUGCAGAAGAGAAACCUCGGGCACCUGAAGCCACAGCAGACAAAGAGGAAGCCAGCCCCAAGGGAGAGGCAGCAAGUAGAGUGCAGGACCCAGGCCCUGAGCUGUCACCAGAGGAGAGGAGGGUCCUGGAAAGGAAGUUGAAGAAAGAACGGAAGAAGGAGGAGAAGAAUCGACUGCGAGAGGCGGGCAUUGCAGCAGCCCAGAACCCACCGGCCAGGCGCUCGGGCGCAGAGCUGGCCCUGGACUACCUCUGUGGAUGGGCCCAAAAGCACAAGGAUUGGAGAUUCCAGAAGACGAGGCAGACAUGGCUCCUGCUGCACAUGUACGACAGCGACAAGGUUCCCGACGAGCACUUCUCCACCCUCCUGGCCUACCUGGAGGGGCUGAAGGGCAGGGCCCGUGAGCUGACGGUCCAGAAGGCGGAAGCCCUGAUUCAGGAACUGGACGAGGCAGGCACAGAGACCGCCCUGCUGGGGAAGGCCCAGCGCCUCCGACAGGUGCUACAGCUGCUGUCCUAGUGCGGGGACAGGGUGGCGCUGAGCUGCCCUGGGCCUCUUCAGGACGCACUGAGGUCCCAGUAGGUCCAAAAGAAGCAAGUAGGGGCACGAGUAGGUGGAGCCAAGCAGAGCUGGGCUUCUGAGCACCAGGCCCUUGGAGGGACCCUAGACCCCUCCUCUGAACUCCUGACCUGCCUUGACCAGGGACUGUUUUCAUGGGUGACUGUUUUCAGGUUUUUGUACCUUCAGGACACAGCAUGAUCUCCCUGAAGAAACCCUGGACACCAGUUCCAGCCCCAAGUGGCCCCAAAACCCAGAUGUCUAUUUUUCUACCAGGGGUGUCUUAACAACUGUCCAGCACUGACCUUCCCUGCCAGCUGGGCUUGCUCAGUGUUUGGGAUGUGGGGUCCCCAAGCUGGCUGCACCUUCCAUCUGACAGCCUUCCAGCGUGGGCCUCACCUCCUUGUGCAGCCUCCAGCCUGUCUUUGGGGAAACCCCGUGGGGAGCAGCAGUCGACCCCGGGCCUGCACACCCCACUUUCAAUAAAAUCCAGCCCUCUGUUCCGCUCUCGCUAGCCACGGAUUGCGGAGGGUUUUCCGGUGCAGGCGUGCUUCGGGCCACCACUCCUGUCUUCAGCGGUAGCCUCUCCAGGACGCAUCCCUGCUCUGUGUGUGACAGUCUAGCAGUCGGUGCUCUCGGGUCACCUUUUCCAGGUUUUGCAGUGAUGCUCCUGGCAGGGCACACACCCCCCACAGCAAACACGGGUUCUCACCCCUAACCGCCCGGUAACAGGAUGUGCGGUUGCAGCAGAGAGAGUGCCGGCCGGGCAAGGGGCUGGGGCUGAAUCCAAGCUGCCCGCAGGAGCCCUCGAGGCCUGAGAGUGACCCCAGUGGUUCUCAGCCUCCUCAGCCAGCGAGAGUGGCCCCAGGCCUUGCCUGGAUCACCUUCACAAAGCAAGAUACUCAGUCCUCAGCUGCCACCGAAGAGGGUGUCCUUAAACAACAUAUGACCCCUGCACAUGCCUUCCACAAAGGUGGAGUCCAGCCCCCUCUGAACAAUCAGCACCCCCGCCGCCCCGAGCCAGCCACCACAGGACUCCUGAGGCAGAUAGAGGACACAGCCCCACCUGGUGCUCUCUGGACAUGUGCCCAGCCACAGGGACAGCCACCUGUGGGUGCUCUAAACCCAGCCUUCAAGCCACUCCAGCUAUGCAAGUGGACAGAAAUGAGCUGCCCCCCAAGCCUUUGAAACAGCAGCGUCCCUGUUCCUGGUCACCAGUGCUUGAGUCAGGAGCGAAGCAGCCUCGGGGAGAGGGACGUGCAGUGGCAUUGCUGGUCACAGCCCAGGCAGAAGCACAGGCCCUUCUCCCAAGGCAGGUCAUGGGCAGCUGUGGCCAUCCCUAGCCUGGGUGAGCCUUGCCUGCAGACCCUUGUUACCUGUCACCACAGACCUCUAGACUCUUGGGAUUAGAAGAGACCCAAGGGUCUUGCCACCAGGAUCUCACCUGCACCCACCUGCUGUGCAGUCUGGGGCUCCUUGCUGCACCCCAGGCAGUGUCUGGCCCUGGCCCUGCCACCUCUGCAGCUGAGUUCCUAACCACAUGACAUGCCACAGAUCCAGGGUAGUGACGCAGGGUGGCCCUUGGGAGCAGCACAUGAAGUCCUGGGCCUUCUGCCAUGGGCAGGGUCACAAACAGACCAUUCUUCCCCACAUGGAUCUGAGGUCCUCAUGUUGGCACCUACAGUGCGUGUGAGGCACCUCGGCCCUGCAGAGCAGCUGCCUGCGUCAGCCCAGUGUGACGACAUGUGCAGUCAGGUGCAGCUUGACUCUUCCCAAGCUUUGAGGCCUCCCUAGUUAGUACACCAGGAAGUAGGCAGGCAGCGAUGAAGACCCACAGGUACAAAGAAGGGGAAGUGGUUUUAAAAAUCAGGGUUGAUAGGUCAAGAACCAUAUCUCUGGGUUUCCUGGCAGCCGAGGUAAAAAGGGAGAUGUGAGAAAGACUGCACGUCUGUCCGUGGAAAGCGGUAUUGGAGACCGAGACCUACUCGUGACAUCAGCACCAGUGUUCACCUAUCACCUGCUGGAGA
Messenger RNA from Sciurus carolinensis (gray squirrel), 2768 nucleotides. It is a transcript of the gene Chlsn, whose product is annotated as chromosome 18 C7orf50 homolog. NCBI's taxonomy places the organism in Eukaryota, Metazoa, Chordata, Mammalia, Rodentia, Sciuridae. The record is from RefSeq and is a predicted model, not a curated record. The transcript is spliced from 5 exons. The coding region runs from base 1 to 702 and encodes 233 amino acids.